AUGCCGGUUCCUGAUGAGGACAUGGGAGAUGAUCUGGUUCUGUGGAAGCGAGGAGAGGAUGAGUUUCAAGACAGUUUCUCGACUGCAAGUACUUGGGAGCAGAUUAGGCACAAAAAGCCUAAGGUAGACUGGUCUGAGGCUGUAUGGUUCACGCAGAGCACACCUUGGUACACUUUUAUCACUUGGCUAGCAGUGCAAAACCAGCUUUCUACCGGAGACAGGAUGAGGAGUUGGGGUAUUACGCAGGGGUCUGGACUUUGUGGAGAAAGAGAUGAGACAAGAGAUCAUCUCUUCUUUGCUUGUCCCUACUCCUUCACUGUCUGGGAAGGUCUAGUGAGAGGGUUCUUUGGACGCAGGACCAACCCUGACUGGUCUAUCACGCUCAAUGCGAUCAAACGCAAGAGGGCUAAUAGACUUGACUCCAUUCUACUCAAGAUGAUCUUCCAAACAGUCAUUUACCACAUAUGGUGA
Molecule: messenger RNA, 471 nt
Organism: Brassica rapa (field mustard)
Lineage: Eukaryota; Viridiplantae; Streptophyta; Magnoliopsida; Brassicales; Brassicaceae
Source: RefSeq, a predicted model, not a curated record